Molecule: messenger RNA, 1287 nt
Organism: Funneliformis geosporum
Lineage: Eukaryota; Fungi; Glomeromycota; Glomeromycetes; Glomerales; Glomeraceae
Source: the annotation of a GenBank genome assembly
AUGGAAGAAUUAAAGACACAAGUUAUACUAGACAAUACCAUUUCAAUCACCAAUUCUGAUACUACCUCAAAAAAGAAGAAAAAGAAAAAAACUCUUUCCACUGAGAAAGUUGAAAAUAUUAGUGAAACAGUGAAGGUUGAUGCUGAAUCUAAUAAGGGUUCUCCAAUACAACAAUUUAGUAAUGGUAAAGUGGAGGUAAACUCUGUUAUAGACGACGAAGAGGAGGAAGAGGGAGAAGAAGUGACUGGCUCUGACGAGGGAGAAAUAUGUGAAUACAAAAAUGAUAACUUGCAAAGGAUAACAAAUGAAGAGAAAAGAUAUCUUGAUAGGAUGCAUUAUGAAGACUAUAAUGAACUUCGACGCGCUGCUGAAGUGCACAGACAGGUAAGAAAAUAUGCUCAAAAAACUAUUAAGCCGGGUAUGACAAUGAUUGAUAUUUGCGAGUUAAUUGAGAACGGAACUCGUACAUUGAUAGAGGAGAAUGGUUUAGAAGCUGGUAUCGGCUUUCCAACUGGAUGUUCACUUAAUAACUGCGCGGCGCAUUACACGCCGAAUUCGGGUGAUAAAACAGUCCUCCAUUAUGACGAUGUUUGUAAAAUUGAUUUUGGAACACACGUCAAUGGGCGCAUAGUAGAUUGCGCAUUUACCCUCACUUUUAACCCAGUUUACGAUAAACUUAAGGAAGCAGUCAAAGAUGCAACAAAUACCGGAAUUCGAGAAGCUGGCAUCGAUGCAAGAUUGUGUGAUAUUGGAUCCGCUAUUCAAGAAGUCAUGGAAAGCUAUGAGGUAGAAAUCAGUGGAAAAACUUAUCAAGUCAAACCAAUUCGUAAUCUGAAUGGCCAUUCUAUACGUCCAUAUCAGAUUCACGCAGGAAAAUCUGUGCCAAUUGUGAAAGGGGGCGAUCAAACUAAAAUGGAGGAGGGAGAAUGUUUUGCUAUUGAGACCUUUGGUAGUACUGGAAAAGGUUAUGUUCACGAAGAUGGUGAAUGCAGUCAUUAUGCUAAACGUCACGAUAUUGGGCACGUUCCACUACGUAUUGCAAAGGCGAAAUCUUUGUUACAUACUAUUAACAAACGUUUUGGUACAUUGCCGUUUUGUCGCCGUUACCUCGAUCGCGUUGGUGAAACAAAAUACAUACUUGCGUUGAAGAAUUUAGUUGAUUCUGGAAUUGUGGAAUCAUAUCCACCAUUGGUUGAUAUUAAGGGCUCAUAUACAGCACAAUUUGAACAUACUAUAAUCUUAAGACCUACUUGCAAAGAAGUUGUUAGUCGUGGAGAAGAUUAUUAA